Messenger RNA from Monoraphidium neglectum, 1383 nucleotides. RefSeq lists its product as hypothetical. The transcript has 4 exons. Gene Ontology annotation, biological process: DNA repair. The coding region runs from base 1 to 1383 and encodes 460 amino acids. The record is from RefSeq and is a predicted model, not a curated record. Lineage: Eukaryota; Viridiplantae; Chlorophyta; Chlorophyceae; Sphaeropleales; Selenastraceae. Gene Ontology annotation, cellular component: nucleus; Holliday junction resolvase complex.
AUGGAGGGGUGGGCCGCACCCUCUGGCAGUGGCCGGGGCGCCGCCCGAGCGCGGCGCGCCGUGGGCGGCGUCGGCGGCAGUGAGUGGGGUGCUGGCAGCGGCGGAGUGGGCAGCGGCGGCGCGCAGGGAGGCGGGGACGCAGAGAACGACAGCGGCGCGGCGCGCCCCAAGCGGCGGGGCCGCAAGACGGACGAGGAGCGGGCUGCGGAGGCGGCCGCGAAGCGCAGCAAGCAGGAGCAGAAGCAGCGGGAGCGCGAGGAGAAGGCGGCCGCGAAGAUAUCUGAGAAGCUGGCCAAGGAGCACCAGAAGCUGUCGGACCGCCAGGCGGCAGGCAACCUAUACGAGAGGGAGAUAGUGAUCUCGCUGCCCCAGCCCUUCGCCUCGGGCGCCCUCGGCCUGGCCAUCACGGCGCUGCUGCAGGAGAAGCGCUGGGGCAUGUGGCGCGCGCUGCCGGCCGGCGCGCUGCAGCCGCUCGCGGACGCGCUGCGGGAGUGCGGCUGCGAGGGGGACGGCGGCGGCAGCGGCGGGGUGCGCGGCGGGCGCGGCGAUGGCGGGUGUGCCGUGAUUACGUUCCAGCGGCGGAGGCUGUCGCCGGCCGACGUCAAGAGCGUGCCGGCGUCGACCGAGCUCAAGGAGCCCUUCCAGGAGUCGGCCCCUGUGCCCUGCAUCUUGCUGAUCUUCCACCAGCCCGCCGCCUUUGUCGCCCAGCUGCGCGCCCCCGGCGGCCCCCUGCGCGCGCUGCUGCGCCGCGCGGCCGCGCUGCACCCCGGCCGCAGCCUGCAGGCGCUCGUGGUCGGCCUCGACGCGCACCUGCGGGCGCAGGAGCGGCGCGACUUCCAGGCCGGCACGGCGGCGUUCGUGGCGGCGGAUGUGCACGCUGCGGUGCUGCGGCUGCAGCUGUCCUGCCCGGCGCUGCAGCUGCGCAAGGUGGCCAACGCAGAGGAGGCGGCGCGGCACGUGCUGUCGCUGGUGCGGGCGCUGGGGGAGCAGCCGUAUAAGCGGGUGGACAGGGACGAUGCGCUCGGCGCGGGCGGCGCCGGCGGGUCGGUCAGCGCGGCGGCGGCGACGGGCAUGGGGGACCUGGGGCCGGGCGCGCGCAAGCUGGCGCGGUGCCUGGGGCGCGUGCAGGGCGUGGGCGGCGGCCAGGCAUGGGCCAUCUGCCGCGAGUUUGGCGGCCUGGGGGCGCUGACCCAGGGCUUCCUGCGCGAGCAGGCCGCGGGCCGCGACCCCGCGCGCCUAGUCAGCGAGCUGCGGGACGCGCGGCCCAGCGGCGCGGCGCGGCGGCUGGGCGGCGCGCUUGGGGCGCGGCUGGCGGCGCUGCUGACGGCGCGGGACCCCGAGGCGCUGGUGGGGCGCGAGGACGAGGUCGGCGGCGUGGGAUGA